AUGAUCGAAACACAUGACAAAAUGCCAUUUACAUGGACCUUUAUUCUAAGGUUGAUGAUGACAUUCUUCGAUUCAUCUGAUGAAGGAGCAACUCUUUGGUCAUCACCUUUGGUAAACGGAAUUGAUACAUACAAUGAUUCAACUGUUAAUAUCAGUUGGCAAUAUAUGGAUUAUGACAGUGAACCAUUUCGGUAUUUUACCAGUCCUGUUAUUAAUGGUACAGAUCGUUUCAAUUUCACGUCGUUAUUCAUCAUUGAUAAUUAUUUGUUCAAAACUAAUGAUUACUAUCUUCUCUUAAUGGAUUAUUACACGACAUUUAUUGAUAAAAAUAAUGAAACAGCAGAAUUUGGGGGAACUGAUGUACAAGACCAGUUGUUUAAAAUGUCAACAACAACAACAAUCACUCGAAUGUAG
Messenger RNA from Adineta ricciae, 414 nucleotides. NCBI's taxonomy places the organism in Eukaryota, Metazoa, Rotifera, Eurotatoria, Adinetida, Adinetidae. The record is from the annotation of a GenBank genome assembly.